Messenger RNA from Aspergillus homomorphus CBS 101889, 1743 nucleotides. RefSeq names its product fungal specific transcription factor domain-containing protein. The coding region runs from base 1 to 1743 and encodes 580 amino acids. The record is from RefSeq and is a predicted model, not a curated record. Gene Ontology annotation, molecular function: DNA binding; zinc ion binding. The transcript is spliced from 4 exons. Gene Ontology annotation, biological process: DNA-templated transcription. NCBI's taxonomy places the organism in Eukaryota, Fungi, Ascomycota, Eurotiomycetes, Eurotiales, Aspergillaceae.
AUGAUCAACCACCUUGAAGGAAAGCUAGAGCGACUGGAAACCCAUCUGAACAGCAUCUUCAAUGUGGGAGACACCAGCCCUGUGCCGGACACGCCUCCUGGUGAUAACGGUUCGUCGGCUUCGGCAAGCAACAACCCCAGACAAGAUACCUCGAAUAAUCAAAACAUGGAGGGCAUGUCGAGCCAGACAGCGCCAGUACUCGAUCGCUCGGACUUGAAUACCCUUAUCAACACUAUGCAGACUCGGGUCGUAUCAGGCUUGCAUCAAGAGACGCGUCCAUGCUUCUACAUCCCGAGGUGUAUGAGCGGUACAGGGUCAGGAUGUUUCUCUGUGCUGACUGAUGAGGGCUUGGAUUGGAUAUCGCAAAAGGUGGAUUCGAGUCAGAUUGAUCCUCUCCUGGGUAAUUUGACUUCCGAUCCCCAGCUGAGUUCUCUGUUGCCACCCAGGAAGGUAUUCUGCUCGUUUCCGCGAGCAGAACCCCUAUCCCAACUUCUUCACAACUACAUGGAAUACUUUAACAUAACGUUCCCGGUAUACACUCUGUCCGAGAUUGAAUGUCUUUUUGCCGAGAAUUACGCAGAUCCGCGGUUAUGCAGCCCGGGUCAGUCGGCCAGCAUUCAUGUCAUCCUAGCUGUCGCAUAUAUGCUUCCGUCUGAGAACAGUCGACCGGACCACCAGCGAAGCGCAAUGUUCAUGAAGAGUGCUUUGCAGACAAUCAGCGAGAUAGUUCUAGCCCCACCUGAAUUGUGGGCUUGCAAAGCCAUUUUGGUGAUGGCUGUCCUUUUCUUGGCAGCAUCUGCCGCUCAUCCUUGCAGUUCUCUGAUCUCUGUUGCGGUCCAGAUCAGCAAUCAACUAGGGCUGCAACGAUCUGAAGCCCGGCCUGGACUGUCGAUGGACGACGUGCACCACCAGCACUUGCUCUUCUGGUUGAUCUGUGCUAUCGAUACUGAAAUAUCCUACCGAUUUGGGGUUCCUCCCGCACAACAACAAGACGUUCUUGGGGAGGCAAUGUCCAUCAAUUCUCCCUCCAGUGCCUAUAGCGUACCAAUCAGGGACGAAUCGGGCACCUUCAAUCUUUUCCAUUCCGCCAUCGAGCUUAUACAGAUUAGAACCCAGGUCAUCAGACAGUUGUACCUUGCUUCGGUGGCCAAUAAGCCUUUUGACCAGUUACUUGCUGUUGCUGGGAACUUUGACAGCAAGCUGCAAACAUGGUUGAGAAAAAUCCCCCACGAAUAUCAGCCUGACUCAGAGGCAAUCCCACCGUUCCGACAAUCACCAGCCCUUUCGACUCUGUUGUUUACUCAUUAUAAUUAUCACGACUGCAUGAUUGCGAUCCACUCCUUGGUUGCCAUGAGGGGAGUAGAGUCUGCCCACGACCUUACCGGCGGCAACAGGCUCUCCAUCGCACCAGAGUAUUCGAAAAAUCCUCGGGUCUUGUUAUCCACAUCGCUAGCAUCCAAAGCCGCAAGAGCAUCUCUUACAUUAUUGAAGUAUUUACCGCGGGACGAUAUACACCUAGGGAUCGCAUACUACUACCCUUCCGUUGCGAUGAAAACGCUUGCUUCCAGCAUUAUACGCAGCCCUAGACAUACCUCAGAGAUAUAUAACCUGAAGAUGCUCUACCAGGCCGAGUCAUAUCUAUCCCAGACGGCUACCGACUGUACGCUCGAAGCGAUAAGACGUUUAGCCAAGGUCUGUACCGACUGCUGCGCGGUCGCUCAACGAGCCAUGGACUCUGCAUAA